Vollenhovia emeryi is the source of this 10310-nucleotide messenger RNA. RefSeq lists its product as uncharacterized. NCBI's taxonomy places the organism in Eukaryota, Metazoa, Arthropoda, Insecta, Hymenoptera, Formicidae. The transcript has 8 exons. Gene Ontology annotation, molecular function: DNA-binding transcription factor activity, RNA polymerase II-specific; zinc ion binding; RNA polymerase II cis-regulatory region sequence-specific DNA binding. The record is from RefSeq and is a predicted model, not a curated record. Gene Ontology annotation, cellular component: nucleus. The coding region runs from base 2162 to 8680 and encodes 2172 amino acids. Gene Ontology annotation, biological process: regulation of transcription by RNA polymerase II.
CACUCUGUCUCGCGGCGCGGCUGCGGAGCCAGCCAGCUACACGGGGCCCGCCAGUUACGCAACAAUAACAACGCCGUGAGGAGGUGCGUAGCGUCGUGCGGCGCGCGACACCGCAACGCGACACCCGUGAAUCGUGUGUAGUGUAGUGUGCGUCCGGACCCGUUCGCGUCCGCACGCGGGCGAUCACUUGUUGACAGCGACGCGGGUGUGGGGCAGAGCGACCGGCGCGGGGGGGAAGAGAACGCGAGGCGAUCGUCUCGUCGAGAGGAAAAAAAAAUCGACUUUCGCGCGCGAAUUCCGACUCCGCGCGCGCGCGCGGGGCGACGGCGGGGAGCGGUGACUCGGGAGAGAAUCCGUCGCGGGCGAAUCUUGAGUGCGAGAGAGUGUGGAGAGAUCUCCGGAGGAUCUGGCGAUCGAUCCAUCGAUCCGGGAUCGAGAGCGAGAAAGCGUGACUCGGACGCCGGCUGGCACGCGGGAAACGCGUGAAGCGACUUCCGUCGAGUGCCGGGAAAUACGAAAAAGAAAAAAAUCGAGCGAGUCGCUCUCGGAUGGAGAACGCGCUGGAGGUGUCGAUCGGCGCGGUGGAUCAUCGGUGAGGAGCGUCGAGUCGAUGAAUGGAGCGACAGUGACGGCGACAGGCGCGCCGAUCGAUCGUGGAUCACCGCGAAUCGGCUGGAAGAGCCUCGAGAUCGAGCGAGUCGAUAGAUCGUAACCGGUGCGCGAUCCCCGCGAGCAAACGAGGUCGCCUUGCCGCGCGCCGAUAGAUCGGCCGGAGAACCCGCUACCGAUUUCUCGGAGCAGGGAGACCCCGAGAGAGAGCGAGAGAGAAGGAGAGGAGGAGGAAAAGGCGCGAGACGCGCGAGCGACUCACGGCGACGCGUUUAGGCGCCAAUGACGUCACCGUGCGAGUGAGACCGCCGCCGGGGGAAUUCGCGGUCGGAGUUUCUCGCCGCGCGCUUACGCGUCCCCCGACACGAGGCGGACGCGGGGCGACGCGGCGCGACGCGACGCAACGCUCGGCAGUGCCGCGUUCGCCGGCGAUGGUAGCAGCGGCGGUGGUAGUAGUGGUGACCGCGCGGUAGUAGCGGUGGUUCGCUCCACGUCGUCGUCGCCGUCGCCGUCGCCGUACCUCGCGCAAGCUGGAGGGGGGGCGGGUAGCAAGGAUACCCCCGUGGAAUCCGCGGUGCGCGCGGGUGGCCGGUCACACUUGUCGCGCACGUAUGUCGCUCGUCGGCGGGCAAUGACUAACCGCGCGCGGCCUCGCGCUUUAACGAGAGAUAUCGUAUCCGCCGACUCCCGGCCCGCCGAUUCGGGGCUAUCGCCGUCGUCGUUAUCGUCGUCAGCGCCGGUCAGACGGGAUUUGCAUAGCAAACAGAUUGACGCGCUCGUAGUAAGUGGAUAACGAGAGGCGAGAGAUCGCGCGCGCGCGCGCGUACGCCGUAUAUAGCGCGGGAGAUCUCGCCGGGCCCGCUUGCGUACGCGGGUGUGAGUGCGUGAAUAUCGCUCGGUGCGUGCGUGCGUGCGUGCGUGCGUACGACUGGCUCGUGGUGCCAGCAGGAGGGAGGCGAGAAAGAGAUAGAGGAUACGACGGACGAGGCAAGUGCGGAGCUUAAAAUAGAAGAGUGACUUGGGCUUAAGUACGUGGCGGGAGGACGGAGCGAGUAAAACGAAAUCGGAGAGGAGAAGGGUGGAUGUUGUGCGCUCGCUCUUUUCCCCACCUCCGCGUUUCUGUGAUACGUUCGAAUUUUACGUUUCUCCGUGGGUGAAAGAGGGAACGACACGGGAGAGGACGACGGGAGUGCGCGUACACGCGCGCGUACACGCAAAAUAUAUAAAUAUCUCGCGGUGGAGUGCGUGCUUCUUCUGUGAUAAUUCCUGUAGUGCGUAUAAAUAUCGUAGUGGUGGUGGUUUUCUCACCUUUUCCGUCGUUUUCGGAAAAGAGGAGAGGGAGGGAGAUCCUCUCUCGGCGCGGAGAGCCAGAGAGAUCGCGGCCUCCGUGCGCGCUCCUCGCCCCGUCGGAAAAGGAGGCGUCGGCUCGCUCUCUGUCCCACGCGAUGGAUCGUGACUCGCGUUCGUAUUUCUGCGGAGGCUGCGAGAGGACCGCCGCCGAGGGCCGAGCUAUGCCGAUGGAGUAACAAGUGAGCGGCGAAGCGGCGUUGCCAUGACGACAGAGACCCAUACUGUGGCGAUGACAGACCCACAGCUGACCAAUAACAACAACAACAACAAUAACAACAACAACAACAACGAUGGCGAGCCAAAGUACCUGCACAAGAAGUUCAAGAAGAUGGCGACGACCGAAGUUGCGCCGAAAGUCGUCGAGAAGGAGGGCACGGCGAAUAACGUCGCCUCCGAUGAGACCCCCAAGCGAAAGGACGAUGCCAAGGACGGCAAGGAGUCGUCGAAGGAGCUCGGCGGCAAGCUCGAACCUUCCCCGGAACCGGCAGGGGGAGUCGAGCCCGCCGCCGAGUCCCGGAAGAGUGGCUACGCGUGUCCUUACUGCCCGAUGACGUGGACCAAGCCGAGUGUUCUUCAGAAACACAUCAGGGCGCACACGAACGAACGGCCGUAUCCGUGCGCGCUCUGCGGAAUCUCCUUCAAGACCAAGUCGAAUUUGUACAAGCACUGCAGGUCGCGCUCUCACGUGCACAAGAUGGAGAAGGGGGAGAAGGUGUCCGAGGAUUCCGACAUAAGUCUGUCAGAUAGUGCCAGUAAUGGCACCGGGACACCACCGCCGCCGCCAGCUUCGACGCCCACAACGGCCACGACGACGGUAUCUACCGCCGCAGUGAAGACCGUGAAGACCGGCAAGAUCUACAAGCCGAAGUUUCAAGCCCGAACGGCCCUGCAGUGCGUGAACAGCGACACCGAAACGUCUUCCUUAUCGCCCAGUUCUUCCAACAGUUCCUCCUUGUCUUCCUCUACGACCACCUCCAACUCUGUUAAACCGAACGCGGAACAGUUGCAGGAGCACAUCGACAAGAUUAUUACGGACAAUCAGGCGAUCGUUGACGCGGUAGAUCCAUGCCUGCACAAACUGAUGCACCGCCAGCAGAGCUUGGUGGAGACCAAGCAGUCGUUUGAGCAGCAGCCGUUGAACUUGUCUUCCGCAGAGGAGUCUUUAAACGUCAGAAAGCGUUGCUACAGCGACAGCUGCGCGCAAGAAGCGAAAGACAACGAGCUUCCGGAAAGUUCGAUCAUCAAAGAUCUCCUGUUGAAAACUCGCGGUUCCAUGAACGGACCGAUACUGGAGACCGCGGUGGAAAACUUCGUCUGUCCCACUUGCAACAUCCCCUACACUAGCAUAGAUAAUUUAGAGGCUCACCGUAGGUAUUAUUGCAAGGGUAUCGACAGUUCGCGAAAAGGAGCGGAUUAUCAUACGGACUUGGAGAAGCGAGAUUCUGAUUUCGACGUGAAAUCUUCCGAUUAUUACAGUACCUUGCAACCGUUACCCUCGCCGGGUCCUCUGCUGGGUAAUACUAGACUAGUCGACGCGUACGCUCCGCCUGCCAAAAAGCAAAGAACGGAAUCCGUGCCGACCAGUUUGAGGUCGUUGGAAGAGCUCAGCAAAUACCCGCGUCCGAACUCGCUGCAGAUGUUCGGCGGCGAAGUGAGGAUUCUCGACAACACGGGCGAGGUGACGAAGACAAUGAGAAUCGAGCCACGGCAGACGAAUUCGCCCACGAGCGAGCACGUGGUCAACAGCAAGUGCAUGAACUCGGAGACGGCGUCGAUAGUGGUGAAAUCGGGACUCCAUUCUGGCGGUACCAUGAUGCACAAGCCGCCAGGCACAUCGGCCAACACGUCCAACUCCUCCAUAUCCCUGCCCAAUGCGCCCAAGAUAUUGGCGCCCAUCAUACCGAACAUAUCAACCCCGAAUAUAGCGCCCACCAUGUCCUGCUACGACUACUUGGAAUCGCACCUCAACCCGCUGACGAGUAUCACUGCCUACAAUCCGUUGACUCUGCCGCAAGCUGGUAUCACGAGUAUCCUCCAUGGCGGCAAGGUGAUACCUUAUGUGCCUGGUAUGCCUGGACCGCACACUCUGACCGGUACACCGACCAUAGACAUAUCUCCGAGUAUAACGACCGGCGAAGCCGGUUUCAAGGUGAUACCGGGCCUACCGGGUCUACAUAUGAUAACUCAGCCGCUGGAUCUGGCCAGUCCGGUCAAAGUACAGCCCAGCACGGUGCCUGGCAUGCCUAGUCCGUUGUCCGGACACGUUCCUCCCAUGUUAGAUCAGCCUCUGGAUCUGGCUAGUCCGGCGAAGGAACCGAUGAAGAUCAGUUUCAAGACACCCAACGGCGACGGUCUGAAGAGCGGCCUGACCAGUCCCAAAGUUCCUAGCGUCAAGGUCGAGACCUCGACGGACAAGUAUCGCACGAGGGUACCGUCGACUCUCACCGGCGGAGAGACUGGCAAAGCGGAGCUCGAUCGUCAUAUCAAAAAUAAUACGACCGUCAAGUACAAGAGUAUAGAGAGUCCGCGGGAGAGGAAGGAUUUCGCGUACGACAAGAGCCCGAAACUGGACAAGGCUUUUAGUUAUCCGAACGGCGUGGACCCCACCAUCUCCUCCAACUCUUACAGCAAAAUGAGAUACUCGCCCAAGACCGUUCUGGAAAGCAGGAAGAGAUCGUCAAAUUGGGGCGUUAGUGAAAUGGAUGCUGGCAGAGCAGCUCCGGUAGACACUGCAAUCCCCAAGUACGAUCUACCUCCUCAUGAGAACGGUCGAUUAAAGAAUAGCGUCUCUUCGGAUGCACGUGGAUGGAUGAAGGUUGCGGAUGGAUACGGCGCGUUCAACGGCGCCAAGAUGAAGGCCGACAACGCGCCGUCGGUGAUACUUGUCAACCUAGACUCUUCCAAGACAGAAGUGCCAACGAAAACUUCCGUAGAAUUAAUUGUUAAGGACAAGCAACCCGAGGCCAAAUCGCCCAAGAGCGAUGUCGCGAAAGAAACGACUAGUGCUAAUAAGUUCUUGAGACCCACGUCUCUGCCGUUGAAACCCGGCACGUUUACGCCGAAGAAGCAUCACGGGAUCACGCCUACGGCGAAUACACUUCCUCUCAUCAGUCCGGAGACUCCGCGACCCAAGAAGUCGUACGGGCAACUAUAUCUAAAUGGGCAUGCCUACACAUAUCUGGGACUCAAGUGUUCCACUAGGGUGUUUUAUUGUACUCUGAAUCGACCGCAGCCAAUGUACGUAACGCAGCAGCACGGUCUGUCGAUGUACUCCAAUUGGAAGAUAUGCAAAGAGGCACCACCGGACGUGGACAUGGCGCACUAUGACUCUCGAAAUAGGCCCCUCAACUUCACGACCGCGUGGAAGAAACAAGAGGACAUCCUAACGCACUCCUCGUAUAGACCAACCACUCCGUCCAGUCCGGACAGCGGACUAGAUAGCGACAUGCAGGAGAAGACGAAAAGGGUCAAGAUAUUUGACGGAGGCUUCGAGAGCAACGAAGAUUACACUUAUGUGCGCGGGAGAGGUCGAGGACGCUAUGUCUGCGAAGAAUGCGGUAUUCGUUGUAAGAAACCAUCUAUGCUGAAGAAACAUAUCAGGACACAUACGGAUGUUAGGCCAUACACGUGCAAGCAUUGUACCUUUAGUUUUAAAACAAAGGGUAACCUCACGAAACACAUGAAGUCCAAGGCUCACUACAAGAAGUGCGUGGAAUUGGGCGUGGUGCCAGUCCCCACAACCGUCUGCGACGAAAACAUCGAUAAGGAUGCUAUCGCGCGACUAGCCGCCGGUGGCGGUAACACGGAGGAAUCUUCAGAGGAGGAGGAAGAGACUGACGGAGAGGAAAGCGAUGAAUCUGGUAGCGAGGAGCAGGAAGCGGCGCAGAGUCUACUGAGUCUUUCGCAGCGUAACACGUCGAGCAGAUUGCCGGGUUUGCUGCCGUCCGGCCGACCCACAACGUAUCCGUACACGUUAACUAUACCGACGACUUCCGCAGUGAGCGUCGCGUCCACCACCGCGACUACAUCGACCGUGAGUCAAAGCGUCACCACCCAGGGAACGGCUCUGAUCCAAAGCGAAUUAUCGCACCGUUACUACUUCCCGUCGAAUCGAAGUGCGACGGAAGAAACGAGGAUCAGCGUCAUUCAAUCGUCGAAGAAAGACGACUCCGACUUUGAGAUCGAGGAAAUCACCGAUGUCGCGGAGUCGCGCCAUCAGCUGUCGCAGCCCAUGGAUCUCACGACGAAGCAGACCACUCAAGUGUUGCCCUCGCCGGUACCGCAUAGAGCAAGACCCGUGGACAUUCUGACACCCGUUUCGGAGCCGGUCCUACUCCAGACGAUAGUCCAAACGAUGGAACGGCUGCCUAUACAGGGUAGAGAAUGGAAACCGGACGCGGAGGGACACAUGUUGCAGGCCUACCUCACGGAGAGACAUGUGAUGGACAGCAAAAUUAAGCAGCAGUAUCGCGUGGGAAGUACCAAGGACAACAAACAGAUACAGGAGAGAGACGUUUACCCGCGGCAUCAAGAUCCGAGCAGGCCCAGGCACGUAGAGUCCAACGGCACUCCAACGGUGACGUACACCGAUCCCAGCAAGAUGCAACAUACCGUUAGCGAGUCUACGAUCAAGUACAUAACGAAGUUAAGUGAGGACAUUAAGAUGGAAAUCAGGGAAAAGAUUUAUCAGAACAACAUGACGAUGGAGAGACGAACGUUCGAUUACGAGGCUAUUCACAAAAGUAAGGAACAGACUAACCGUAUGGUUUCGGAUCGUGAGAAUUUUGAGCUUGGUCUAACCAAUGGUCCCGCUGGCGCGAGACCGAGUAUCGAGUACGGUCUGCCCAUGGCCAGGAACGGUGGUUCGAUCGAGAGACCGAAUUGUUCUAUUGUACCCAUUCGCAGCACGUCCCGUAUCGAUUGCCAUUCACCGAAAUGCCUGAAUAUGGACGUCAACAACCGACCACCGUUGAUGCAACACGCGAACAACGAUAUCGAUAGAAGUUCCAUGUUCAACGCGAUGAAGAUGGUGAGCGAGAUGGAAAGACCUAGGGAGUGCCAUCCCGUCGGUCAAGAAAUGAGGUCUGCGAGUCACGAGAUGAGACCCGCAGCCAACGAUGUUCGAAUGCAGAAUCACAGUCCGCGGAAUCUCGACCUGAGGCCGCCCAGUAGAGAGAUCAGAACGCCCGGUCAAGAGUACAGAGCGCAGAGUCAAGAACUCAGGCUACCGAGUCAACAGGAGUACAAGAUACGCGGUCAAGACAUAAGACCGCCCAGUCGUGAAUACAAGCCGGCGUUCGCUCAUGACAUGCAGGUCAUUCAGGAGCUCAUGCCGUCAACAAACAUGGAAAUCCGGCAGACGAAUCCGGAUAAUAGACCGCCGAGCCGUGACAUGAGAGGCCUCGCGGAGUACAGAGCGCACGCGCAAGACCCACGUGCCAGCUACGAGAUGUUGCAGCCUAUACACGAGCCGCCCAAGUCGCAGAACGUGGAUGCGAGAAGCGCGUCACCGCAGAAGACACGAGUUCUCUAUUACGAUAUAAAGCACGCCGCGGACAUGGUUAAACAGAAUACAUUGGACAGCAUGAAACACGCGAUGGCCGGCAAGGUAGUCGUCGGUGGGCCGGACUUUCGAUCGCCGUCGCCAAACACGGGAAGCGCAAAGCCGCAGGCGGAAUUUUUACAACCGUCGAGUGGUCCGGCGCCCAACUACGUCAGUGUCACGGAGGACGGUAGGACUGCAUGCGGGAUUUGCAACAAGGUGUUCAGCAAGCCUAGUCAGUUACGGUUGCACCUCAAUAUUCAUUAUUUUGAGCGGCCGUACAGAUGCGACCAUUGUGCAGUUUCUUUCCGAACUAAAGGCCACUUGACGAAGCACGAGAGAUCCGUUUCCCACCAUAAUAAGGUCAGUAUGACGUCUACGUUUGGCGCGGCGACUACCAGCAACCCUAGGCCUUUCAAGUGUACAGACUGCAAGGUGGCGUUCAGAAUACAUGGACAUUUGGCCAAGCAUCUACGCAGCAAGAUGCACAUCAUGAAGUUGGAAUGCCUGGGCAAACUUCCGUUUGGAACGUAUGCGGAGAUGGAGAGAUCUGGCGUCAACUUGAAUGAUAUCGACACUACGGACUGUGAUAAUAGUCUUAAUAGUCUGCAGAUACUGGCUCAAAAACUAGGCGACAAGGAUCCAGCGAAGGUCGCGCAGUGGGACUCGGAGGCUCUGCCCGGGCCGGUCGUGAGCGGCAGCGAGACCUCGUCGGACGAGGGCGAGCCUAUACCGCAGCACGCGCUCCACGCGCAAUACGCGAAGGCGACCACAGACGUGGACGUUCCCCGACCAUAUCACAUGUCGCUCGUCCCCGAGAAACCGAAGGCCAUCGGCGAUGCUCGCCUGCGCAGCCCUCAGUUUAAUCAGCAGAGACGCGACUACGUCGUCAAGGAGCAGCGACCGAUCCCGCUGGUCGUCCCGGCGGAGGACGCGAGGGCGGAGGACAGUUUACAAUCGUACAAGUGCCAAGUUUGCCCCGUAUCUAUGCGUACUCUAAACGAGUUGCAGGUACACUGUUUUGUUGAACAUAGUAUUGAGACGGAUUCUAGUACAAAUAUUCACGGCGACAGGAGUGCGGGUAAAUGUAGCAGGGAAAAAGAGAAUACUCAGAAAAGAAUUAUGGAGGAGUCCGCGGUGAAGGAAGACCACAAAAGACAGAGGAUAGAGGAUACAUAGUGCCAAAACGACAUAGCGUGCUAAACAAUUCUUUUCGAGUGGUGUAUCUGCCAUAUUACUUAGAGAAAACGCGGUUAUAAUAAUAUAUCAUAUAUAAAACGCAUCACAGAGAUAUCCUAACGAAAGAAACAAAAAUCUCGGUCGUCCUGAAGAAUUAUUUCGCUAGGUGAUAUACGACUAAUGACGAUUCUCAUUUGAAGAGGUGUUUCGUGGAAAAUGAACGGUGCAAGGAGUUGAAGCGACACGUUACUCGAGAGCCGCGUGUGCACAAGUACAGUUUACAAUUUUUUACGUUGCCGUCGCCAAGUGUUCCGCAAAUUUCUGAGGACUUUACAAAAGAUCGCGCGAGAAAAGUAUGAACCUAGAGUAGCAUUCGCGCGAGUACCAAUAACGCGAUGCGCAUUAAUGAAGAAUUUACACGGUCACGAGCGCGUUUCCUCUAUCGCGGCAUCAAUUUCGAAAUUGCGCAAACAGAUACAACUGCUCGUACAGUACUCCCGCAAGAGAUUUUAAACUCUUCCCCUCGAAACCGGCACGUAUGAGGUAAAAACGAAAGAAAAACCCGUCAUUCGAUAAUAUUUAUACACGCAAUAGUGUUUCUCGUAGUGAGCAUGAGGUGCAAUGGACUGGCAUGUGAUUCUAUAUAUUUAAAGCACAAACGUGUUACUUUCGACAUAUUGAAGAGUAUUCUAAUAUUACAAAUUAAUAUUAUACUUUAAAUUGGUAUAUGAAACUCAUAUAUAAUACACACAACAUACGCACGCUUAUACAUAUAUAUAUACAUAUAUAUGUGUAUUUGUACGAUAUUAGUAUGAACUAUGAGAAUUAUUGUUGACGUAAGAGAAAAUGUGUUUGUAUAUAUUUAUGUAUAAUAUAACGAGAAAUCAUGUUAGACUCCAUUCUAGUUUUAAGAAAUCCAAGAAGCUGUGUCGGUUGCUCAGAUUACCUGUAAAUUUAAGCGCUUUUAAUUCCCCUCGGUCUUCCGUGUCUUAAAAGAUUCUUUUGUAAGCAAGAGUCAAGCGGUGAGUAUCUCGAUAAGUUCCGGUACGCGUUGCCGAACCGUUUAGUUACCCUCGUAUAUACUCUGAUAUUAUUAGUUACUUCUUUAAUCCUAAUCGAUCGUCAUGGUCUGAGGGACCGAUUCGCUGAUUCUGUUGAAGAUAACCGAGCCUCCUGCUAUCUAUCGAACUGUCCACGUCGAAGAACCGCGUGAAUUUCUCUCGCGUUACACACUUUGCAAUUACGCGUCUUAUCAAUCUCUCUCUCUGUCGAGCGAGCGAGAGCAGGCUCGAGGAAACUAAUUUAUUUAUUUCGACAUGGAAAACAGCUCUUCGCAUGAUUUCUCGCUGGUGACGAUUUGUAAUACGACUGCGGCGAGCAGCCCGGAGAGGCCGUGCACCUUCCACGAGCGAACAGCCAACCGUAUAUAUAAAUAUAUCUUACAGUUAACCGUCUAUCUAACGCUACGCGCGGUCUUGAUAUUUCACUCGAGCACGAGAAUGUCUUUCCUACUCCGCAUAAUCAGACUCCGGUCAUCACGGUUCGUACCUAAAUAGGGGGUGUGCUUGAGACCCGGGAACAAGAGGGACGAUGCACGGAGAGAAUUUUCAUUUAAAAUUUACCCGGAAAA